Molecule: messenger RNA, 519 nt
Organism: Closterium sp. Yama58-4
Lineage: Eukaryota; Viridiplantae; Streptophyta; Zygnematophyceae; Desmidiales; Closteriaceae
Source: the annotation of a GenBank genome assembly
AUGGCGACGCGAAACCUCCAAGGUCCGCUCUUCCUCCUUGCGGUAUUGCUACUCAGCGCUGUCGUCGCGGCGCACGCGCAGUACUCUGCCUCGGGCGCGCUAAAGAAUAUCGAAUACAAACUUGGAUGUCAAGGAAUGUCGACCUCGCUCCAAUACAUGAGGGGAUGUGGAUUCAAUAUCUCACUUCUGAAAAGCCUGCCAACAACGAAGACGACGCUACUCGUGCCAGUGAACACGGCAUGGGGCAAGCUCAGCUCUACAGUACUGGCCUACCUUAACAAGAAUCCCACCAAAAUGUGGCAGGUGUUUGCGUACCACCUGCUCGCUGGUCGCUACUCGGCCCAGGAACUCGCCGCGAUACCCUACAGCACACAGGUCGUGCGCCUACCGACGGUGGUCGCGCAAUUUGGGAGGCCUGGCAGCAGUAGUGGCGCGUCUGUGAAGCUGAGCAAUGUGUACGUGGACAUCCAGGUGGCGGUCCAUGGGGUGGACAGCGUCAUCGUUCCUACCUUGAUCUAG